AUGAAUCGACUGUUAUUUUUGACUUUGAUCUGCUGUGCUCUCACGAAGAUCGUCUCAUCAAUUCAAUGUUAUGGGGGCACUGACACGGAAUGCAUGCUUUUACCAGACAUGCGUGACUGCGGCGAUGGCGAAGCAUGCCAAUGCGCCAAAUAUUAUUUUCAAUGCACCCAAGGAGACGGAGCAUGUUCUCAAAAAGAACAAUCAGCCGGUAUUAUGAAAUGGGCAUACGCACCUCUCGGCAAGAACAUGUGCAUUGAGAUGCAGAAAUAUCGUAACGUGUAUAGAAAUCUAACCUGUUGUGGAACUAAUGGAUGCAAUCGACCAGCUAAUGCAAAAUGUUCAUUGUUUCAAAGUCGAAGACGAGCUCUUCGUAAAUUGACCAAACUUCUCGAUUUCGAAUAG
Messenger RNA from Rotaria socialis, 402 nucleotides. The record is from the annotation of a GenBank genome assembly. Lineage: Eukaryota; Metazoa; Rotifera; Eurotatoria; Philodinida; Philodinidae.